Molecule: messenger RNA, 2493 nt
Organism: Sardina pilchardus (European sardine)
Lineage: Eukaryota; Metazoa; Chordata; Actinopteri; Clupeiformes; Clupeidae
Product: NADH-cytochrome b5 reductase 3
Exons: 9
Coding region: 92-991 (299 amino acids)
Molecular function (GO): oxidoreductase activity
Source: RefSeq, a predicted model, not a curated record
GGUUGGAGAGGAGCCAGUUCUGAAGGCGUGGCUGAAACAGACUUCAGGAAGAGAGACUAGUCAGUGCAUUGAAGGAGUAUAUUACAUCAAGAUGCUCUCACAAAUUAUUGGCUUAAUAUGCGGAGUCGUUGACAGAAUCCGCAACUUGAUCUUCAGUCUUCUGUUCGGAAAGAAAAAGCCUGCCAUUACUCUGAAAGAUCCAAACAUCAAAUACGCAUUGAAAUUAAUAGAUAAGGAGAUCAUCAGCCAUGACACUCGAAAAUUCCGCUUUGCCCUUAGCUCCCCAGAUGAAGUCUUGGGUCUACCCAUUGGACAACAUAUCUAUCUGUCAGCCAAGGUCGAUGGCAAGCUGGUGGUGAGGCCUUACACUCCCGUAUCCAGUGACGAUGACGUGGGAUUUGUCGACCUGGUGGUCAAGAUCUACUAUAAGAACGUGCACCCAAAGUUCCCCGAGGGAGGCAAGAUGAGUCAGUACUUGGAGAGCUUGCGCAUCGGCGAGACUAUUGAUUUCAGAGGGCCCUCCGGGCUGUUAACAUACACGGGAAAAGGAGAGUUUGCUAUCAAACCUGACAAGAAGAGCCCGGCUAGCAUAGUGAAGGCCAAGCAUGUGGGCAUGAUUGCUGGUGGAACAGGCAUCACACCGAUGUUGCAGAUCAUCCGGGCUGUGAUGAAAGACCCCAAGGACCAGACAGUUUGUCAUUUGCUUUUUGCCAACCAGACUGAAAAAGACAUUCUCCUUCGACCUGAGCUUGAGGAAGUAUUGGCCAACCACCCAUCCCGAUUCAACCUGUGGUUCACUGUGGAUAGAGCUAACGAGGACUGGACGUACAGCCAAGGCUUCAUCAGUGAGGAGAUGGUGCGGGAUCAUCUGCCACCUCCGGGCGACGACACCAUCAUCCUGAUGUGCGGCCCGCCUCCCAUGAUCGAGUACGCCUGCGUCCCCAACCUGAAGAAGGUGGGCCACGCGGACAGCAGCCGCUUCACCUUCUAGAUGUACACAAAGAGGGAGGGGUCAGGUGGCCGGCCAGACUGGGAGUCUGACCCUCGCGCUUGAUAAGAGCGCACGUGUGGUCAAGCAGACUAGAUAGGCUGCACCCGCUGCUUUGGGAAGUUGGUCAUUGUAAAGCUAUCAUGCAAAAUUCAACCUGUAUUUAUGCCUGAGCGAUGUCUACUUAAGAACAUUCUUGUUCCUUUAGCAAACAGUGCCAAAACUGUCAGAACAGUGUAUAUGCAUCUCUAAGGCUGUAAAGACGAUUAAGUUAUGUAGGGGGGGGGGGGGGGGGGGACUGUGUCUUGUCAAGUCUUGUCAAGACACAAUAUGAGGAGUUUGAUCUCAGCGUUAUGCUAUAGACAACAGAAACGGCAACAACAUAAUUAUGAUUGAUGUGUCUGAAUAUUUUUAGGAAGGAAGCAGAAUGAAUUUUGCAUGAUUGCUGUUUGAUGAGGAAGUAUGCAUUUAUAUCCACAUAUUGAGACCAAAAUCAGUGUGCUCUGACCGGUAACAAAUUGUGCUGUGUUGAUUGUGCUUGUUUUGCCUCCUCCCUAAUCCUACUGACUAAAGUCCUUCAGUUCCUGUAAACAUUGAACGGAAACAUCCGUGGUCCAAACCCAGCUCACUGCUCAGUUUGCACUUGAAACUUUUAUGGCUGAGUGUGACUGAAUGAAGGAUCUGUUCAGGCACAUGUUUAACAGUGUGAAGCUGCUGCCGGGUACCUGGCAAAGGCUCAUGUGCUUGGCCACUAGGGGGAGUGUUUUUGCCGUUUUUGUCAGAGCCGUAGGUAUCUUUAUGUACGGCUCAGAUUUUUGUCAGCAACAGAAAAUAAUGGACCCAUUGUUUCAUUUAGGUUUAUAAUUACUUGUCCCUUUUUGUACCACGAUGUUUGGUUCUGAAUGUUUGGCUUAUUAUUUUAUCUUUUUGAGUUCUAUGCUGUUAUUUCAGUUUUUACACGGAAGCAAAGGAUAUUACACAAGAGCAUUGGCUGAUGGCUUUGGCAACUUCACAGCUGGCAUUUUGCCUCAAAUAUUAUGUGUAAUCAAUAAUCAUAGCAUUACUUCAUCAGUAAGCAUAUAUCUCUGUAUACUUCAGCAUCCAUUUGAAAUGAAUAAAUCUGAAUAGGUGAGAGACAUUGUCUUGCCUGGCCUUCAGGAGUGUCAGAUGUUCGACUGAUUUCUGUUCUGAAAACGAGUGCCUUAGCAUCCUCUUCAAGAUUCUCCUUUCCAGUAUGACGUACUGUAGGUGUUAUGGAAACAACUCGCUAAAAUUAUGUUUGCGUGGAAAUGCUUUACACGCCAUGAAGACUAUUAUUUGAAUGCAUAUCCUUUAUGCACUGUGUUGAGUAUGUUGUGUGAAACACCUGCUAUCCACCGUUACAUUCACAAUUUGUCAGCACACUCUUCACCAAAUAAGUCAUGCACAGAUAUUAAGACUACUGAUGUAUCUGUAACGCAAGUUAUGUUGUCAGCGUAUUCAUGAGGCCAAUAAAAAAAAACUAU